GGGGUAACACGCAGCACGUUCAGCGUGGCUGGACCGAGGCUUUUCCCUCAGCUGCUCCUCUCAGCUGGUUCUCCCUCGGCUGCCCGAGUGGCCUGCUUUUUAUAAUUAUUCUCCCCAGAUCUCACUCUCUCACCUCUUUGUCUCUUGCUUUAGAUCAUCGCCUCUUUUCUCACUUCUCAGAUACCCCAAAUUCUUUUUCACAAGCUGCAAUCAUGGCCUCUCCUCAGAAGAUCCGCACCACCCUCACGGAUCUGCUCAAGAUCAACCACCCCGUCCUGCUGGCAGGAAUGAACGUGGCUGCCGGGCCCAAGCUGGCCGCAGCCGUCACAAACGCCGGUGGUCUUGGUGUCAUUGGCGGUGUCGGCUACACCCCUGAGAUGCUCCGCGAGCAGGUGGCAGAGCUCAAGAGCUACCUGAACGACAAGAACGCUCCAUUCGGUGUCGAUCUGCUACUUCCCCAGGUCGGUGGAAGCGCGCGCAAGACCAACUACGACUACACAAAGGGAAAGCUCAACGAACUCGUCGAUAUCAUCAUCGAGAGCGGCGCUAAGCUCUUCGUCUCCGCCGUCGGUGUUCCCCCCAAGGCCGUUGUUGAUAGGCUCCACCAGCAUGGCAUCUUGUACAUGAACAUGAUUGGUCACCCCAAACACGCGCAAAAGGCUAUCGACAUCGGUGCGGAUAUCAUUUGCGCUCAGGGUGGCGAGGGCGGUGGUCACACUGGUGACGUUCCCACGACCGUCCUCAUCCCCACCGUUGCCAAGAUCUGCGAGGGCAAGAUCAGCCCUUUCACCAAGCUUCCCGUGCAGGUUGUCGCUGCUGGUGGUCUCUUCAACGGUAACUCGCUUGCUGCUGCUCUCAUGCUGGGCGCCUCUGGUGUCUGGAUUGGUACCCGUUUCAUUCUCUCCGACGAGGCCGGUGCCCCCAAGGCUCACCAGGAGGCUGUCCGCACCGCUACCCACGAGGACAACAUCCGCACAAUCAUCUUCACUGUAAGUGGCUCAACGUCUUCAAGUUGGUUAGUCUAACAACAAUAGGGCCGUCCCAUGCGCGUACGCAAGAACGCCUACAUCCUCAACUGGGAGGAGAACCGCGCCGAAGAGAUUAAGCAGCUUACUGCCAAGGGUGUUAUCCCCGUCGAACACGAUAUGGAGAACCUGCCCGAUGACAUUGACGACGACUACCUCGAGAACGCCCGCCCCUAUCUGAUGGGCAAGGUCGCCGCCGUCGUAAACGAGAAGAAGCCGGCCAAGGCGAUCGUCGACGAGCUUGUUGAUGAUGCCGCGGCUCUGAUUGUCAAGGGCAACAAGAUGCUUGCUAAGCUGUAGAUUUUUGUCAAGACUUUCGGCGAAGAUACACCUGUGGCUGCCAUGUGUGUGACAUUUGGUGCUUUCAAUAACUGUAUAUAGCAUUAUGACCAAUUUAAGAUCUCAUUUGGACAGCACUUUGUUCCAUUGUUUGUAUAGCUGUCGUUCCUUUUUGUUGUCCAGCAAUGUCGAGGGAAAGAGGUCAAAUUCGCUCAGUCCAGGCAAGAAGAAGGCUGUGUACCGUAUUCGGUCGGAUUUUACCUUGACUCCGACAAAGCAUGCGACUUCAGCAAUACUUUCGUCGGCGUCCCUAGUUACUCUUUUUUUCUUCAUCUCUGAGACCGUUUCCUUUGAUCUACUGUUUUGUCGCUUACUGUCGUAAUCAAGAAGC
Molecule: messenger RNA, 1695 nt
Organism: Aspergillus calidoustus
Lineage: Eukaryota; Fungi; Ascomycota; Eurotiomycetes; Eurotiales; Aspergillaceae
Source: the annotation of a GenBank genome assembly